GACCAAUGCUGACGAAUGCGGGAGGCCCGGCAGAACCGUCGGGAAAGUUCGAGAGGGGAAUCUCUGCGCCUGCGCCAACUCCUGACCCGGAAUAGAAGUUCACCAUCCUGUAAGCCGGUGCUCGGCGCAGACAUGGAGGAGCUACAAAAAGAUUUGGAAGAAGUGAAGGAGCUUUUGAAAAUGACAACAAGAAAGAGAGUACAUGACUUUCUGCUGGCAGAAAAAAACAAAAUAGAGAGGGAAAUCAAGAACUGGCAACCACUCAAGCUAAAAGCUGAAGGAUCUGAAGAAGAAAAACCAACAGUCACUGGAUAUACAGUGAAAAUCAACAAUUAUGCAUGGGAUCAGUCUGAUAAAUUUGUGAAAAUCUAUGUCACAUUAAGUGGUGUUCAACAUCUGCCAGCUGAGAAUAUUCAGGUGCACUUUACAGAAAGUUCAUUUCAUCUGCUGGUGAAAAAUUUAAAUAACAAAAAUUAUACAAUGACGUUCAACAACCUUCUGAAACCAAUCUUAGCUAAAAGCAGCUCAUGGAAGAUCAAAACAGAUAUGAUCUUGAUAUUAUGUAAGAAGCAGCAAGAAGAAAAAUGGGAGUGCCUAACGCAGGUUGAAAAAGAGACUAAGGAAAAAGAGAAAGCUUCCUAUGAUACAUCUGACCCCAGUGAAGGACUGAUGAAUCUAUUGAAAAAGAUGUAUGCAGAAGGAGAUGAUGAGAUGAAGAGAACAAUUAACAAAGCAUGGGUGGAGAGCCGAGAAAAACAAUCCAAAGAUGAUUUGCCAUUAGACAUUUAACAAGUGUUGAAGAUUGUGCUUGCUAAUUUAAUGUACAUUUGAUUUAUGGAGGUUUCUGCUGCAAUAUUCUGUUCAGAGAACAUGUGCUUUUUAUAUAACCAUCUUCAAAGCAAAAACUACAAAAUUUAUGUUUCAGAUUGGAGAUGGGAAAUAAAAUAUGCUGUAAAACUU
Messenger RNA from Pantherophis guttatus, 960 nucleotides. It is a transcript of the gene CACYBP, whose product is annotated as calcyclin binding protein. Gene Ontology annotation, biological process: heart development. Lineage: Eukaryota; Metazoa; Chordata; Lepidosauria; Squamata; Colubridae. Gene Ontology annotation, cellular component: nucleus. Gene Ontology annotation, molecular function: S100 protein binding; tubulin binding; ubiquitin protein ligase binding. The record is from RefSeq and is a predicted model, not a curated record.